This is a messenger RNA of Mucor velutinosus, 1929 nucleotides long. RefSeq names its product tRNA(Ser) Um(44) 2'-O-methyltransferase (gene TRM44). Gene Ontology annotation, molecular function: protein binding. The record is from RefSeq and is a predicted model, not a curated record. Bases 1 to 1929 code for a protein of 642 amino acids. NCBI's taxonomy places the organism in Eukaryota, Fungi, Mucoromycota, Mucoromycetes, Mucorales, Mucoraceae. The transcript has a single exon.
AUGGACCGACUUCCAAAAGAGCUUUACGCGUUGAUCUUUUCGCAUUUGACGCAACAGGAGAAGCUUCAAUGUGUCUUGGUCAACAGGCGCUGGUAUAAAAAGAUCAUGCAACUGGGCGUUCUCUUCUCCCCGCUAAUGUUCUUAUACGAUCAUCCCCAAGUCCUGGAAGCCAUGGAGUACUUUGAACGCCAUCCAGACAUGGCACACCAAAUCAAUGAACUCAUCUACAACGACCGGGAUUCUCCAGAUGAUGAGCAGUUUGUCAGGUUUCCAGUCUUUUUCAACAAUCUCAAGACAUUGAAAUUCAAAGUAGAAGCUUCUGCUGACAUUGGUAAAUUGCCUGUGCUAGAAGGAGAGGAUGCUGUAUUGAGAUUUCAAAUCUGGAGUUCAACACUGCGUUCUCUUACAGAGGUCAACAUGUGCAUUCAUCCAUUGACCAGCUACAUUCUCAGCAAACCAUGCCAUCAUCUCACAAGUCUGUCGUUGCAAUACUAUGAACCUCAUUACUACAAUAAUCUAUGGGAAACGAAUGUAAAAGGAACAAAGGACAAGCUUAUCGCCAAUUUGAAAAAUGCAUCUCAACUUACAUCGCUCACGUUGAUUGGCGUGCAUCUAACCAUGUAUGAUUUCGAAUUGAUUCAUCAAAAGCUGCCAGCACUGAAAAAGCUGAUCCUCCACAAAUUUACAUUUCGGCUGAACGAUACACUGGAUUACCCCUAUGCAAAUCCUCAACAGGUCUUGGAUUCCGGGAAUGCGGUUAUUUUUGCUGAUCCUGCUCCAGCACCGUCUCUGGAGCAUUUGGAGAUCCUCAUGUUCUACGACGACAACUUGGAAUUUCAAGAUGCGGAGGUUACUUUUGAAUGGCUCAAAUACUUUGGGAAAAAGUACGAGAGCCUCUUACAUUUUACCCUGAGCUUUGUUACGGACGAUCUUCAGCACACCAUGUACGACAAACAGCUAAGCGAGGAGCACCUGCUUCCCAUUCUCAGAGCCAACACAAAAAUGGAGACGUUUGACUUUCCAUUCACGCCCAUCACACCAGACAUGGUCGGUAUCAUGGAUGCUAAUGGGACACAGUUGAAGCGCGUUGUUGUUUCAGCGUAUCUGGAUGAUUUGGAGUCUCAGUUGAAAGCAUUAGCGCAGUCAGAUCAAAGAAACUCUAUCACCUCUGUCAAGAUCACUCUUCACGACAGCACUGAGUUUGAUCCAGAUGGCCAGGCUGCAGUAUAUGACGGCCGGAAGCCACGACCUGUUCUCGACACCUAUGGCGACUUUAUUACGAAACCACUCAAGCACUUUCCAAAGCUUACUCACUUGGAUGUGAACGGUGACAAGCAGAUUAUCAGUGUCGCCUGGUUGCCCAAAUUCUUGGCGUAUUUCAAGCAUCUCACCAGCCUCAGAUUGCAUAACAUCCUAUACACCGAAGCAUUUGGAAGCCAACCUUUUGUAGAGUCUCAUGUCAAGGACAUCAAUCUCGACAAUUUCGUCUUUCCAAGCGUUCUUGCCUUGGAGCCGUGCUGUGAACAGCUGUCCAAGAUGCUUCGUCUGUGCCCUCAUUUGGAGAGCUUUGCAAUCGAGUCCUGUUUCUUUGGUUUGUUUCCACAGGAAGACGUAGAAGUUUUUGGAGGAUCGUAUUACGCUUUGCCCGAAGAUGAAGACGAACACAGAUCGCAGCGUAUGAUCACUUUGAAGCUCGAUUUCAGACAAAACAAAAAGUUAAAGAAGAUUGAUCUUGAUUUCAGCGAUAAAUAUUUGUAUGUCUGCGUUUACAGAAACAACGACACUCACUACACCUUAUAUCAGGCUCAAAUGGACAAGGGAGGUAAGCUCGCCAAAGUCAAAAGAUCUGUGCCCACAACCGAGUAUUACGCGACACUCUAUCUGAAUGAUAGUCCAGUAACUAUCAACAAUACGCUUAUCAGCCAGUAA